Molecule: messenger RNA, 5090 nt
Organism: Calidris pugnax (ruff)
Lineage: Eukaryota; Metazoa; Chordata; Aves; Charadriiformes; Scolopacidae
Gene: PLA2G4A
Product: phospholipase A2 group IVA
Exons: 19
Coding region: 306-2573 (755 amino acids)
Biological process (GO): glycerophospholipid catabolic process
Cellular component (GO): Golgi apparatus; cytosol; endoplasmic reticulum
Molecular function (GO): calcium-dependent phospholipid binding; calcium ion binding
Source: RefSeq, a predicted model, not a curated record
GACGGCUGGCGCCUCCCCCGCCGGGCGGGUGAAAAGUGCCGUUUGCCUGCAAUGGGGGACGGGACCCUGCCCUAGCCGAGAGGGAUGGCUGAGCCCGCGGGACCCCAGGCAACCAGCUCCUAGAAACACUUGGAUGACUGGAAUUCAAGAUAUUUGGUUCAUGCUCUUUCAUUGAGGUACAAGAAAUAAGCGCAAGAAAUUUCUCCAAUUCAGUUAAAAAUCUGUCAUCCUGAGCUCUGCUUUGAAAAGAAAUUGAGAAGCCUCUUCUAUGUAGAAUUCAAAUAGACAUUUGACAGUUGUCUUGAAUGAAAAUUAAAGAAAAAAUGUCUGUCAUAGAUCCUUAUCAACACAUUGUGGUGGAACACCAGUAUUCACACAUAUUCACUGUGACAGUAAGGAAAGCCACAAAUGUCACAAAAGGAGCAAUCGGUGACAUGCUUGAUACUCCAGAUCCCUAUGUGGAGCUGUUCAUCCCAUCCGCCCCUGAUUGCAGGAAGAGAACGAAACAUUUCAAUAAUGAUGUGAAUCCCGUGUGGAAUGAGACCUUUGAGUUCAUUUUGGACCCCAACCAAGAGAAUGUUCUUGAGGUUACUUUGAUGGAUGCCAACUACGUUAUGGAUGAGACUCUUGGCACAUCCACAUUUCCUGUAUCUUCUCUGAAACUGGGAGAGAAGAAGGAGGUCCAGUUAACUUUCAAUGAUGUCACAGAAAUGACUUUGGAAUUGUCUCUUGAAGUAUGCUCUUCAACCGAUCUCCGGUUCAGCAUGGCUCUGUGUGAUGAGGAGAAGAAAUUCCGGCAACAGCGAAAAGAUAAUAUCAUGCGCAGUAUGAAAACAUUUCUAGGAGAGGAAAACAGCAAGAACUUGACGACGUCCCGUGAUGUACCAGUGAUAGCGAUAUUGGGAUCGGGAGGUGGAUUUCGUGCCAUGGUAGGCUUUGCUGGAGUCAUGAAAGCACUUUAUGAAUCAGGAAUUUUAGACUGUGCAACUUACAUUGCUGGUCUCUCAGGAUCCACGUGGUACAUGUCAACUUUGUAUUCACACCCAGAUUUUCCAGAAAAAGGACCAAAGGAGAUCAAUGAAGAAUUGAUGAACUCUGUGAGUCACAACCCACUUCUGUUGCUCACUCCUCAGAAAGUCAAACGCUACAUUGAAGCACUGUGGAAUAAGAAAAGCUCAGGGCAGCCUGUCACCUUCACAGAUAUCUUUGGAAUGCUAAUAGGCGAAACACUUAUCCAUAAUAGAAUGGACACCACUUUGAGCAACAUGAAAGAGAAAAUCAAUAAUGCACAGUGUGCUCUCCCACUCUUUACCUGUCUUCACGUCAAACCAGAUGUCUCAGAGCUUAUGUUUGCGGACUGGGUGGAAUUCAGUCCAUAUGAGAUUGGUAUGGCAAAGUAUGGCACUUUUAUGUCUCCUGAUUUGUUUGGAAGCAAAUUUUUUAUGGGGACAGUGGUGAAGAAGUAUAGUGAAAAUCCCUUGCAUUUCUUGAUGGGUGUCUGGGGCAGUGCAUUUUCUAUAUUAUUUAACAGAGUGCUUGGCGUCUCCAAUUCUCAAAAUAAAGGUCCCACCAUGGAAGAAGAAUUAGAAAAUAUUAGGCUGAAGCACCUUGUAAGCAAUGACAGUUCAGACAGUGAAGAUGAAUCACAGCAUCCAAAAGGCACUGAAAAUGCUGAGGCAAAUCGAGAAUAUCAGAACAGCAGCCAAGAAAGCUGGGUGCAGAGGAUGCUGAUGGCUUUGGUGGGUGAUAGUGCCCUUUUCAACACGAGGGAAGGGCGUGCUGGGAAAGUGCACAACUUCAUGCUGGGAUUGAACCUCAACAGCUGUUACCCACUCUCUCCUCUGGCAGACCUUCUCACUCAGGAGUCUGUGGAGGAAGAUGAACUAGAUGCAGCCGUUGCAGAUCCUGAUGAGUUUGAGAGGAUAUAUGAGCCACUGGAUGUGAAGAGCAAAAAGAUUCAUAUAGUGGACAGUGGGCUUACAUUUAACCUGCCGUACCCACUUAUCUUAAGACCUCAAAGAGGUGUUGAUCUCAUCAUCUCUUUUGAUUUUUCAGCGAGGCCGAGUGAUUCCAGUCCUCCUUUCAAAGAAAUUUUACUUGCUGAAAAAUGGGCCAAAAUGAACAAGCUUCCUUUCCCGAAAAUAGACCCGAAUGUGUUUGAUCGAGAGGGCAUGAAGGAGUGCUAUGUUUUCAAACCAAAGGACACCUCUUCGGAGAAAGACUGUCCAACUAUAAUCCAUUUUGUCUUGGCCAACAUCAACUUCCGGAAGUACAGAGCUCCAGGCGUUCCAAGAGAAACACAGGAAGAGAAGGAUUUUGCAGACUUUGACAUUUUUGACGAUCCGAAUACACCAUUCUCUACCUUCAACUUCCAGUAUCCCAAUGAAGCUUUCAAAAGGCUUCACGAUCUCAUGGAGUUCAACACCCUCAACAACAUAGACGUGAUCAAGCAAGCUAUGAUGGAAAGCAUUGAAUACAGAAAAGAGAAUCCCUCUCGCUGCUCCGUGUCUCUCAGCAGCGUUGAGGCCAGGAGAUUCUUCAAUAAGAACAAUCUUAACAACAACCAUACGUAAAGGAUGCGUUGUAGGUCCCACUCCUUCAAGAAGCUGGUUCUGUCUUUAUAACUGGAGUCAAAGAGACAUUGUCAGAGCGUUGCUGCUCCUGAACAGGACUGUGCAAAACUCUUGAAAACAUUUUCUUGUGAAUUUUCAAAUUUCAAUAUAAUUUUAUACUUCUUUUUUUAACAACUAAAAACAUUGAAAACAUUUCAGUAUGCCGGUAUCCUUAUUAUGGAAACUAUGGAAUUAGUUUAUUUUGACUAUGGUCAUUGGGUUCAAUGUCUCUUUUUUUUCCUCGCAAAACUGUAAACACUGGUUUCUUGUCCAGGGGCAACUGUCUGAAUUUUAAUUGAUGUAAACUGGGACUAUCUCAAAAAGUAAGAUGGAAUUAGAAGCACAAUAGAAUGAAACUUUAGUAACAGAGACAAUAUGUACUACCUGGGUUUGGGCCCAGAUUCCACUCUGCUUUGUAGCAACAAGAAGGUGUCUUCUGGCUUUGGUUUGAGAAGUCACUACUUGCUAACUCCUGCUGGGCAGCAGCAGCUCCCUGGUCUAUUAAGUCAAUGCUGCUUAACUAGCUCUGUUAAGAGUGAUCUCUUAAACUGGACGAGGUUUUGCUCACUAAUAACUGUGGGCUACUUUGGCCUCACCAAAACUUCCUCAUCAAGCUGCAUUUCACGUUUUUCUUUUCUUGCAUGAGUGGGGUCUCUUAAACCAAACAACGAACAGAUAUCAAAGAAAUGGGGUUCAUGUGUCUUUGAUAUUGUAAGUAGACUCCUCAGCUGGUUAUUCAUGCUAGUAGAGCUUUUGUAACUGAUGCCAAGAAGGAUCUGCUCUUAAAUCUUUUAAUCUCAAAUGUUUUUGUAAAAAUUGAAAUCAGCUUUACUACUGUUUAAGAAUCACAGAAUCACAGAAUGAUAUGGGGUUGGAAGGGACCUCUGGAGAUCAUCUAGUCCAACCCCCCCAUGAAUGUAUGUAUCCACUCAGCCAAAACCCCAACCUCGUACAUUUUCUUUUUCUCUUUUCUUCCACAAAAUUACAUUGCUUGAUUUACUGAGCUAGUAGCACCUGUGCCUUAAAUUAUUAUCAGUUCUUGUAUUGCUGACCAAAACCUCUGUAGAUAAAUUAAAAGUGAUUUUGCCUUUGAUCAUGAUUAAAGGCAUCAGGUUUUUGCAAAGGGAUGGGGGGCAACGUUUACUGGGAAUAGGUAGAAUGUUCCUAGGUAAGAAUAUGAAGUAAUUCAUGGGCUAUUUUUUAAGUACAUUUAAAGACAGUGCAUAGACAUAGAUUAUUUUAGUGCCGUCUCAACAAGUCUUGAGAUAACUCUGCAAACACACAGACAAACCCAGUUGCACCUCUGGAAAUUUCCAGCCUCCUUUGAAAGCAUGUAAUUGGCAAGUGUGUGAUGUGGGAGAGAGCAAAAGGAACCGGCGCGGUCGCUGACGGCCUUGCCCCGUGUGCAAGAUCUAGGAGUCAGACAUUUUUGGGGGUGCUUGGCUGGUUUGUUCCAUUUCUUUAAAGUCUAUGGCAUUAACCCUCCACAAAUGCAGGUGGCAGUCCCGGCAGCUGCUCCUGAGCUGCUUUCUGCUGGAGUCUGAAGAAUAUGAGAGGGGCUGAGCAGUUGAGUUCAAGGUGAGCUUGCUGUCUCCAAGAGUUAAUGCAAAAGAAGGUGAGAGGGGAAAACCACGUCCCCAUCUGCCCUGCGGGUGGCUUGUCCAGGACUCCUUGCACUCCAGUGCACUCCUUGCACUAGGAGUGUCAUCAUGGUGAAAACAAAGCACUUUUAAAGUGGGGUGAUUUGGAGUGUGGUGCUCAGGAGGCAGGUGUGUUUCUCUGCGAGAGCUGCGAGUGGAAGCCCAGGUUCAAGCUUCCUGUGGCUGCUGGCAGGGUGCAGGUCUCACCCUCUGACUUUCUGCUAGGGCUGUCAGCAUCCCAGCCAAGGUCAUGGUCACCACGAAGGCCACCACUGUGUGCACAGACUAUUUCCAGCACAGCUAGCUUUUGGUUUUGAUCAUUUUCCGACAAACAAUUUUUCUGAUAACUACUCGUUUAUCAGAGUUUAUUGCUAAUUCAGCGGCUCUUCCUUUUAUUGUGAAUUAUUGAGCUGCCUUUGACUGCUAAAAUCUGUAAGCCCGUGGGAAGUAAUUACAGUGCUUUUCUUUUAACAGCCACUGCAUCAUCCCUCCUUAAAUCUCCAUGCAAAGUUAUGUGAUUAGUAAUAUUUUCUGUAUUGAUUAAUAGGUUUUAUUUCUGUUUGAGUUAGUGCAUGUUUAAAAUCAAGGGAGAAAAUAAAAGUAACUUAUCUUAGUGCUGCAUAAUUUAAACAUUUUCAAUAAAUUUUGGAAUACAGGAAGAAACUGGUACAGUUAUUGUAAUAUUUUCUUUUUAAUUUUUUUUCCUUUUGUUAACAUAAUAUUUUUAUUUUUUAUUUUAUAAUAUGUACCUACUCUGUUUUAUGGAAGUGUUUUAUCAUGCUUUAUACAGUUUAUAUUAUCACAGUGUUAUUGGACAAUAAAAAAAGAUAAAAUUUAA